CCAAACCUUUAGUCCAGCAGCAGCUGCGUGUUGUUGUUAUCAGGACUUUAACUGGAGAUGAAGAUGUUGCUGCCACUCCUGCUCCUCGUACUCGUUUCCCAGCAUGCCCUGGCUCCAUUGGUGGAGGUGUAUGAGGGGGAAAUAUCUGUCCUGUUGGCUUGCGAGUACUCAGGUUUUAUACCUGAGGAAAAUCCCACAGUGCUGUGGACUCGCAAUGAUCUCAACCCCAAAUCUGUCCACCUACGAUGAGAGGAAACAGAUGAUCUGAAAGGGCAAAACCAGCAUUACAGAGGGCGCACAUCAAUGAGGCCGGAUGCUCUGGACACUUUAGACUUCAGCCUCACUCUGAGAAACCCCCGACUGACUGAUAGCGGUAACUACACCUGCUCCAUUGGAAAUGAGAGAGAGGAAUGGAAACUGACAGACAUACAGCUGCAUGUCAAAGACCAACAGGUGGAGAUGGAGGUCGUUGAAGGAUCAGAGUCUGUCAUCCUGCCCUGCAACACAACACCUGACCUGCCUGAGGACACCAGAGUGGAGUGGACGAGAUUUGACCAAGAAAUCAUGAUGGUCCAUGAGUAUUCAAAUGGAACUGACCAACUUAAGCACCAGGACGACCUUUACUGUGGUCGCACAAAGAUGAAUGAAGACCUGCUGAGAACCGGAGACCUCAGUCUGACCCUGAAAUACCCCACAGAGAGAGACAGUGGAGGAUACAUCUGCACCAUCGACAGGGACAAAGACAUCCUGAGACAGAAAGUAGUGCUGCAGGUCAAAGGUCAGACAUGUAGAUAAAAACCAGGAUACAGUGCAGGACAGAGGUCAGUACAGUGCAGGACUGAGGUCAGAGUUCAAAGGUCAUGUUGUUUUUGUAAUUUUCCACAGGAAAAAAAACAAAAACAUAUUUAGUAUACACAUCCAGUAAUGCAUACACUCUUAUGUUGUACAUAUAUUUAUUACACUCAGAUUUAGCCAUUCUUAUAUUUUGCUUGUUUUACGUUAUUGUAUUUUUGCACAACUCUGUUGCUUGUGAAGCUCGCACACAAGAAUUUCACUCGCAUGUACUGUACCAGUGUACCUGCACAUGUGACGUGACAAUAAAAGUGAUUUGAUUUGAUUUGAUUCAGGGGCGAUUCUAGGAUCAGAGCAUUGGGGGUGCUGAGCACCCAGAGAGCUGCCCAUCCAGGCAAGCCAGGUGCUGGAGUCUGCUUUGACCCAUGGUCCUUCUCAGCCAGUCACCCAGGUGGAGGUGGAUUCAGGGGUGGAGUCUGUCCAGCUGAUCUGCAAAACCUCAGUUUGCCUGCCUAAAGAUGCUAAAGUGGAGUGGAAGGACACAAACAACAGGAAGGUCCACGUGUAUGAGAACAGCUCUGACCAGCCUGAAGAACAGGACGAUAAAUACAAGAACCGAACAAAGAUGAAGAGAAACUUACUGGAACCUGGAGACCUCAGUCUGACCCUGAAACACCCCACAGAUGGAGACAACUCCACCUACACCUGCACUGUCUACAGCAGGGAGGGAAACAUCCUGCUGAAGAGAAAGGUGGAGCUGAAAGUCAGAGUCCCCCGGGUGGAGGUGGAUUCAGGGGUGGAGUCUGUCCAGCUGCCCUUCAACACCACACUUCACCUGCCUGAAGACGCUAAAGUGGAGUGGAUGGAUAACAAUUCAAAUUUCCACGUGUAUGAGAACGGCUCUGACCAGCCUAAACAACAGCACCAGGUUUUCAGAUACCGAACGAAGAUGAAUGAAGACCUGCUGAAAACUGGAGACCUCAGUCUGACCCUGAAAUACCCCACAGACUGGGACAACUGGAUCUACACCUGCACCUGCAGCAGGAAGGGAGACAUCCUGCUGAAGAAACAAGUGGAGCUGAAAGUCAGAGUCCCCCAGGUGGAGGUGGAUUCAGGGGUGGAGUCUGUCCAGCUGCCCCUCAAAACCACACUUCACCUGCCUGAAGACGCUAAAGUGGAGUGGAUGGACAACAACAGCAGGGUCCACGUGUAUGAGAACGGCUCUGACCAGCCUGAAGAACAGCACCAGGUUUUCAAAGACCGAACGAAGAUGAAUGAAGACCUGCUGAAAACUGGAGACCUCAGUCUGACCCUGAAACACCCCACAGAUGGAGACAACUCCACCUACACCUGCACCGUCUACAGCAGGGAGGGAAACAUCCUGAUGAUAAAACAAGUGGAGCUGAAAGUCAGAGUCCCCAAGGUGGAGGUGGAUUCAGGGGUGGAGUCUGUCCAGCUGAUCUGCAAAACCACACUUCACCUGCCUGACGACGCUAAAGUGGAGUGGAAGGAUAAAUAUGGGAAAUACCACAUGUAUGAGAACGGCCUUGAAGAACGGCACCUGUUUUACAGAAACCGAACGACGAUGAAUGAAGACCUGCUGAGAACUGGAGACCUCAGUCUGACCCUGAAACACCCCACAGAUGGAGACAACUCCACCUACACCUGCACCGUCUACAGCAGGGAGGGAAACAUCCUGCUGAAGAAACAAGUGGAGCUGAAAGUCAGAGUCCCCAAGGUGGAGGUGGAUUCAGGGGUGGAGUCUGUCCUGCUGCCCUUCAAAACCACACUUCACCUGCCUGAAGACACUAAAGUGGAGUGGAAAGACGGUCACAGAGACAACAGGAAGGUCCACGUGUAUAAGAACGGCUGUGACCAGCUUGAAGAACAGCACCAGGUUUACAGAGACCGAACGAAGAUGAAUGAAGACCUGCUGAGAACUGGAGACCUCAGUCUGACCCUGACAUACCCCACAGAUGAUGACAACAGGACCUACACCUGCACCGUCUACAGUGGGAAGGGAAAAAUCCUGCUGAUGAGAAGGGUGGAGCUGAAAGUCAGAGUCCCCCAGGUGGAGGUGGAUUCAGAGGUGGAGUCUGUCCAGCUGCCCUGCAAAACCACACUUCACCUGCCUGAAGACGGCAAAGUGGAGUGGAUGGACAAUUACGACAGAAAGCUCCACGUGUCUAAGAACGGCUCUGACCAGCCUGAAGAACAGCACCAGGUUUACAAAGACCGAACGAAGAUGAAUGAAGACCUGCUGAAAACUGGAGACCUCAGUCUGACCCUGAAAUACCCCACAGAUGGAGACAACCACACCUACACCUGCACUGUCUACAGCAGGGAGGGAAACAUCCUGCUGAAGAAACAAGAGGAGCUGAAACUCAGAGUCCCCCAGGUGGAGGUGGAGGUGGAUUCAGGGGUGGAGUUUGUCGAGCUGCCCUUCAAAACCACACUUCACCUGCCUGAAGAUGCUAAAGUGGAGUGGAAGAUGGGUUCAUACACAACAGUCCAUGUGUAUGAGAACGGCUCUGACCAGCCUGAAGAACAGCACCAGGAUUACAGAGACCGAACGAAGAGGAAUAAAGACCUGCUGAAAACUGGAGACCUCAGUCUGACCCUGAAAUACCCCACAGAUGGAGACAGCUCCACCUACAACUGCACCGUCAGCAGCAGGGAGGGAAACAUCCUGAUGAAGAAACACGUGAAGCUCACUGUCAGAGUCCCCUAUAUAGAGGUGGAUUCAGGGGUGGAGUCUGUCCAGCUGCCCUUCAUCACCACACUUCACCUGCCUGAAGACGCUAAAGUGGAGUGGAAGGACAAUUACGACAGGAAGGUCCACGUGUAUGAGAACGGCUCUGACCAGCCUGAAGAACAGCACCAGGUUUACAGAAGACGAACGAAGAUGAAUGAAGACCUGCUGAAAACUGGAGACCUCAGUCUGACCCUGAAACACCCCACAGACAGAGACCCUAGGACCUACACCUGCACCGUCUACAGCAGGGAGGGAAACACCCUGCUGAUGAGAAGGGUGGUGCUGUAUGUCAGUAGGUCAGUGCUGUAGAUAUAGGUCAAAGGUCAGAGGUCAUGUAGGAGUUUAUUCUCUAAAAGCUUUUAGUUUGAAUCUAUUUUCAGUUCAUUCAAAUAAAAUAAAUUCUUUGAUGUUUUGAUCUAAAAGCCAAAAAUGUCAGGCGGAGCAACUGUGUGUUUAAAUGAACAGACUAAGAAGACCAUUAAAAAUGAUCCUAACUUCAAAAUAAAUAGUUGUUAACAAUAGUUUUGUUAGUUUAGUCCAAAUCAAUGUAAAUGUAUAAAUAUCAAUAGUUUUAAAGCUGCUGAGAUCAUUCAAACACUUUGAUCCAGUUAUUUGGAUGUUGUCAAAUGUCAGGGUGGAGCAGCCAUAAAUAUGAGGCUUUUAUUGUGAAAAUGAUGAGUGUGAUGAUCCAGAGGAGACCAUGGGGUGUUUGUGGCUGGAUGCAAAGGUUUGUAGCUCUCCUUGUAAAGAGAAACAGCUUGAAGCUACAGAGGAGCGUCUGCAGAAGAAGACAGGGGAAAGAGGAAGAAGCUGAGGCCGCUGGAGAAAAGACAGGAAAAGAAAAUCAGCUUUAUUUGUUGGAGGCCGUUUGUUCAUCACACUGAAAUAUUCCCACUUUAGAGACAUGAAACAAAGUGAAGUGUGGAUUGAUGUUUGUCUCAAUGAUUUGGGCCCUGGAAUCAUUUCUUCAUCUCCCACUUUAAGACAUAUUAAUGUCAGCCUCACAUGUCCCACAGUGGACAGAUUUCUAUUUCUAGAUGAUAUUUGGAGGAUUUCCAUGUGUUUCUCUGCUGUCACAGCUCUUUGUGAUAUUUGAGCGCAGCUGUAAUGUUUGUGUGGUUAAAGCCACCAGACUCCACUGACAAAAACUUUCAUUUUAGCCGGAGAACACGGGGCUGCUGUGGGACUUUGUGUUUGCAAAGAUUUCUAUUGGAGGCAUUUUUGCCUUUAUUAUAUAGGUGCAGAGAGUAGACAGGAAAGUGGGGAGAGAGUGAGGGACACACAGGCACCUGUAGUAAGCCCCGCCUUCAGUCCACCUGCUCAGCCAGGUGAGCUAUAGCGCUGCUUUAACAUGUUAGUGUAGAGUGAAUGAAAGUGAGUGAUGGAGGCAGCAGGAAACUAACAGGCUGUUUGUUCUGAGAGGUCACAUGACUGUUUUUCUCAGCAGAGUCUGAUGGAUUUGAUGAGACCAUGAGAGCGGCUUCAGUUCCUCAUCAGAAAGAGUCUGACAGAAGCUCCUCCCUCUAUACCCCAGUAGACUUCUAUUAGACUGCUCCAGAUUGCUCAGGGACUUAGUCAGUUCUCACACUCCAGUUUAUUCUGACCGGGACUCCAUUUCCCAGCUUUUCAACUAAAAGCAACACUUUCCAGUUCAGUGGAGUCCAGUGGGUGGUGCCGCCUCCACUUCUGCCUACUGACUCCUCAGCCUGUCUAUUGUACUGAAGUGCCACUCAGCUUUGUUCCAUAUUUGGGUCAACACCGUGAAGUGUCCUUUAGUGAGUUUAAAGUAAAAACAAAAACAUGAACUGCAGGUUCCUGACACGUGGACUGUGAGCACAGAAACACACGGUCAUACAUACAACUAUAGCAAGCUUGCAGUAAUUUUAAAUUGACGUGUUAUUCUAAUGUCUGUCUCUCUGUAAAUCCUGUAACAGACUGGUCACCUGUCCAGGUGUGCUUUACCUAUGACUACAGGCUCUAGCCCCCCACCCUCCCCCAUGACCCUGAACUGAAUAUGCAGAAGAAAAUGGAUAGACCUAGAAAUCUGAGCUGUUGGUGGGUCCUUGCAGUUUGGUUACAAUAUUAUAAAAGUAAUUACCAGGAAACUAUUUUAAAGCAACUAUUGUGUUACUUUAAAAAUGUUUAAAUAUUUGUUUAAAAAAAAAUUCUAGUUAACCCUCACAUUUAGAUUUAGGUGGUUAGAACUUCACUGUAUGAUUUUGUAUAACCUUUUCAUAUUUAGAUGAAGUAUGUGUCAAGUAUGAAUUCUAAAAAAAAGAAAAAAAAACUGUUUAUCUAGGCGUAACGAUGUUUCACUAUGUUAUCUGUUAACUGUUGUGCUCAGAAGGAUGAAACUUGGGGCCAGCGCCAGGAGGUUCCUGGGAAAAGAUAGUGGGAGUUGCUCUCUGCCAAGCCACACCCUGUGGGACAGAAACCUGUUGUAACUAAAAGAUACAGAGAGUUGUGUGUGGGAGGUAUAAAAGAGUGGCUGAGAUGUCCAAAGGGCAGAGCUGGCAUGACUGUCAACUGUGAUGUUUGAUGUGUGUUGGCUCUCCUGCAUGCAUGCAGUAAUAAAAUAGC
This is a messenger RNA of Pelmatolapia mariae (spotted tilapia), 6127 nucleotides long. RefSeq lists its product as uncharacterized. The transcript is spliced from 12 exons. The record is from RefSeq and is a predicted model, not a curated record. The coding region runs from base 1418 to 3856 and encodes 812 amino acids. NCBI's taxonomy places the organism in Eukaryota, Metazoa, Chordata, Actinopteri, Cichliformes, Cichlidae. Gene Ontology annotation, biological process: T cell costimulation; cell surface receptor signaling pathway; negative regulation of T cell proliferation. Gene Ontology annotation, cellular component: external side of plasma membrane.